AUGGAUGCCGUUAACGAGCUGCAACAUCUAGAAGCCUUUUUGGUUGAUGAGCAUGAGCGUGAUCAGAAGAAAAUAGAGAAUCUCUAUGAAUGUGUGCAAUAUGCCGCUGCAAUCGUUCCGCGAUUAUAUCUCUUAAUAACUAUUGGAGUAGUAUAUAUAAAAUGUGGCGAGGACACUCGUCGUAAUAUCCUCAGCGAUCUCGUCGAAAUGUGUCGUGGAGUGCAACAUCCGUUGAGGGGUUUAUUUCUGAGGAAUUAUUUGCUGCAAAGCACUCGAACCCUUCUUCCAGAUAACCCUGAUCUAACCACUACAGAUGUAAAUGACUUGCCUGAGUCGGAUAAGGAGCCACGCGAAUGUGAUGGCACUGUAUCGGACGCUAUUCAACUUUGUGCUAGUGAAUUUCGCCGAAAUGAACAAGUUGUGGGUUCGAAUGCAACAUCAAGGUCCGUCAAGAGAGCGAGAGAAACGGGAAAAGGACCGUAUGGAGUUGAGGAUACUCGUUGGAACGAAUCUUGUUCGACUGUCACAACUUGA
This is a messenger RNA of Cooperia oncophora, 534 nucleotides long. NCBI's taxonomy places the organism in Eukaryota, Metazoa, Nematoda, Chromadorea, Rhabditida, Trichostrongylidae. The record is from the annotation of a GenBank genome assembly.